CCGGAUGCGGGGACUCCGCCCCCUGGCUCCCGGAAGUAGAAGGGUCUGGCGUUGCCAUGGCGGCGUCUCUGGGGCAGGUGCUAGCUCUGGUGCUGGUGGCCGCCUUAUGGGGUGGCACGCAGCCGCUGCUGAAGCGGGCCUCCGCCGGCCUGCAGCAGGUGCAUGAGAAGACGUGGGCCCGGCAGCUGUUGCAGGAGAUGAAGACUCUCUUCUUGAAUACUGAGUACCUGAUGCCCUUUCUCCUCAACCAAAGUGGCUCCCUUCUCUACUACUUGACCUUGGCAUCAACAGAUCUGACUUUAGCUGUGCCCAUCUGUAACUCCCUGGCCAUUGUCUUCACACUGAUUGUUGGGAAGGUCCUUGGAGAAGACAUUGGUGGAAAACCAGUGGCUGGCAUGGUGCUCACCGUCACGGGGAUCACACUAUGCGUCUCAAGCUCAGUGACCAAGACCCAGGGCCAGCCGACCUCCUCUUGAGCGGGCCAAGCCUGGCCUUCAGUUCUGCUGUGCUCAGCAGGUGCUGCAGGGGGAUACACCAGCUGGCCUCUCUGAGCUUAGCUUCCUCAUCUCUGGGAUCACAUCUACCUCAGAGUCACAAUAAGAACUGCAUGGUCCAGAGUUCCAGGACAGCCAAGGCUACACAGAGAACCCUGUUUCAAAAAACCAAAAGAAAAAGAAAGAAAGAAAAGAAAAGAACAAAGAAGAAGUGCAGCCCUGGGAAGGUUUGUAACCUUUGGUGGGUUCGGCUGUUGUUGAGAUUUAGCACUGGACCCAGGAGUGGUGGCGCGUGCCUGUAAUCCCAGCACUCGGAAGGCAGAGGCAGGCAGGCGGAUCACUGGGUUCCAGGCCAGCCUGGUCUACAGAUCGAGUUCUGGGACAGCCGGGGCUACAGAGAAACCUUGCAUUAGAGGGAGGAGACUGAUAUAGCACUGGAGACUGUACACCCGCCCAGCAGCCUCCGCCCCAGCAGCCUCUGCCUGCUGUCAUCUCAGGCACUGUUCCCCUGGCCUGCUGGCCUGCUCUAAUAUCAGAGUCCACAGAGCCUCCACUACAUGGAAAGGGCUGGCUGCAGUCUCUGAACCAGGACUGUGUGUCUGGAGGCUUCCGCAACCCCACUACAGUCUCUUGACUGACUUGGGGUGGAAUUCAGGGAGAGUGAUUACAGCAGAAUGCAGUGGGAGAAAAAUGAGCUUGCCCUGGGCAAAAAUGCUCACCUGCCAGUCCCUCAAGUGAGCAGACAGCUGUGUGCCAAGCAGCGCCAAGCUGCAGCAAAUACCUGUAGCAGCUUUCAGUAAAUGUGCAGCAAACAAA
Messenger RNA from Peromyscus californicus insignis, 1310 nucleotides. It is a transcript of the gene Tmem234, whose product is annotated as transmembrane protein 234. Lineage: Eukaryota; Metazoa; Chordata; Mammalia; Rodentia; Cricetidae. Bases 57 to 476 code for a protein of 139 amino acids. The record is from RefSeq and is a predicted model, not a curated record. The transcript is spliced from 5 exons.